This is a messenger RNA of Polistes dominula (European paper wasp), 1751 nucleotides long. RefSeq names its product hydroxysteroid dehydrogenase-like protein 1. NCBI's taxonomy places the organism in Eukaryota, Metazoa, Arthropoda, Insecta, Hymenoptera, Vespidae. Gene Ontology annotation, molecular function: oxidoreductase activity. The record is from RefSeq and is a predicted model, not a curated record.
UAUUCCUUCUAUUAUCAUCCCUCUCUAUACUUAUCGCAUUGUUAAAAAUUAUUCUAGCAUAAACACGUGUAUAUAUUCGAGAUGUUUACCGACACACUUCAUUUAUUUAUCAUAACUCACAGGUAACACAAAAUGCAACUACGAAAUAAGUUUCCAAAUAAUAAAGCAAAGUACGUGACAUAAACCACAAUUCAAGAAGUUGAAAUACAUACAGUGAAAGUAGAUUUCACAUUUCCGUUUUGGAUAAUCGUUAAAUCAGCAUACAGUGCUUAUGAUCGAAACUGACGAACAUCAUUGCAACAAGGCGAUAUUUGGGGCAUCCAUAACAGAAUGAUUAUACAAUAACGUUACACCAGUAACCUCGAUUUAUCGCUCUAUAGAAUUAUUGAACCGAUUUCAUACAAGUGUAAUUGAUGACAUUUUACUAACUCUACGAAAGAAAAUAAUGUUAACGUUAAUAGUACUGUUGUGGUUAAGCGCAUUUCUUGUAUUUUGGAUAUUGUCCAUUCCGAUAAGUCGAUUAUUAUCAACUAUAUGGAAAACGAUAUUUCCUUUGAUCAACUCCACACCAAUCGAUUUUCGUACGAAGUUUGGCGAAUGGGCCGUGGUAACUGGUUCAACUGAUGGCAUUGGAAAAGCAUACGCUAAAGAAUUAGCCACGAGGCACAUUAAUUUAAUUUUAAUAAGCAGAAGUUUGGUAAAAUUAGAAAAAACUAGGAGUGAACUGUUAAACAUUAACCCUAACAUUAUAGUAAAAAUCAUAGAGGCAGACUUUAGCAAGGGUAAACCGAUCUUUGAAAAAAUCCGGGCUCAAUUAAACGUACCAAUUGGAAUACUGGUAAACAACGUUGGCAAAAUGUACAAGUAUCCCAUGUAUCUUGACGAAGUUCCGGAAGAUGAGUUAUGGGAACUGAUAAUGAUUAAUGUCGGAGCUGCCACAAUGAUGACACGAUUAAUUAUUGAACAAAUGAAACAACGUGGAAAAGGUGCUAUAGUAAAUAUAUCUUCUGGAUCGGAACAUCAACCGCUUCCAUUAAUGACUGUUUAUGCUGCUACGAAAACUUAUUUAAAAAGUUUUUCCGAUGCUAUUAGAAAGGAAUAUUCGCACUUUGGUAUUACGAUUCAACACUUGGUACCACUCUUUAUUAAUACUAAAAUGAAUUCAUUCUCCCCUUCUCUUCAGGUAUCCAGCCUUUUUGUUCCUAAUGCAACGACUUAUGCUAAGAAUGCAAUAGCAACGCUUGGUAAGGUGGACACGAGCAGUGGAUAUUGGGCUCAUGGAAUUCAAACUUUUAUAAUUCUAAUCGCACCCAUGUCGCUCAGGGUUAAGAUUGGUUACUUAUUAAUUAACAAGUAUCGACAAGAUUAUUUUAAAUACAUCAAAGAUAAAUAAUGCGAGAUGAAUAAGUAAUAAUAUAUUACGUAAAAAAAUAGUUACUACUAGUUGUUUCAUUAAAAUCGAAUUUUAAUCCUUAUGAUUAUAACUAAAUUAUAAAUAACGAGAUAUCAAGGUCAUCGUUUUUUUUUUUUAAUGAAAUUACAUAUUUAUACUAGAAUAUUCUUAUAACUUAUAAAGAAACGAAUCCAAUGAUGUAUAAUACAAUAUGUUAACCUCCUAUCAACUUUUAUUGAGAAAAUUGUGAAAUUACCGUCCUCCGAACGCAUACUAAUGUUCCUAACAUACAUUAUAUCUCAAAAAACACAUAUCUCGAAAAAAAAUAAUCUUGAAAAAUAAAUUCGACUCAUCACUA